GAUGUAGUGACAUAGAUGGUUAAGAUGUGUGAUCCGAUCAAAACACCUGGUGCAGUAGUAGAAAAUGGGCUUGAGUAGAACACAUGAAGUCGUCCUAGUACUCACAUACUAAGCAAUUUAGACAUUGGAAUAUAUUUAUUGGAUAUAUGGAUUAUGUUGACAUUGGAUAUGUUUAGAAUGGCUGCUGCACCAUAAAAAAUAAUUAUUCAACCCAUCAGUUAUAACAAUUUAUCUAAAUAGUGUAAGUUAUAUCGAAACAAAUGAUAUCACGCCACGAAUUAAGUUAAAAGGUUUCAAUAAAACCAUUGGGAAACUAUUUUUUCUGUCUGCAAAAUGCCUUCCUUCUGCGACUCUCCAUGCAUUUUGCCUGUGUUGUAUCCUGUGACCUCUCCCUUCUCUCGCCAGUUGGUCACAUAACAUAUGAAAAUGAAAUUCAUUAAAACACCACGUGUUUUUCCAUUCCAUUCAUGAAAAGUCUCUCAUCUCACUGCUGUGGCGUGUGUCGGUCAGGUAAAAGUUUUCCUUUGACAAAUACUGAGCGUGCGAGCAUAGCCCGAGUACACGUUUUAUUUGGAGUAAAACUACUAACGGGAAAACAUUUUCUCUCUCAACACCCAUACACGAAAGUUGCACGCGCUCUGCUUACUUCUAUCUUGAGGUUAUACUCUAAUGUAAGAGUUCUUACAUAGCAAAGUUUGGCGCAUGAAUUUUCCGACCCUAUACCUUGCGCGCUCGAUCGGCAAUGCGGCAGCCGGAAUUUUGGUGAUGUGUUCCGGCCACGAUACGAUUGCAAGCGUGAGCAAGCAGGCACGAUGGGAGCGAGUGUGAGUUGGCCACCGUUUUAACCCAUCACCGGUGUAUGCCGGUUUUUGGGUGAAGCAUCGAUACUUCGUCCUGGAACCAUCCAGUCUAGCACCGCACGCUCAGCUGCUCACCAGAACGUGUUAGUGCGAAAGGGGGGUUUUGUACUCUGGAUCCUGGGAGUUCGUCCUUUAAAGUACCCACCUUGGCCGGAUAUUGUUGUCGGUGGGGGGUGUUUUUUUUUUUUUGGACGAAUGGUUUCAACCAAAAAUCCUUAUCCGGUCCCUAUGCACCGGUAACGUGUACCCCGUGGGUGACGGAACUACAACGUGGGUCGGUUAUUGGGUUAAUGACCGGGCGGGGAGGGGAGUUGCCAACCGUUUGUCAGAGUGUAUAUGUGUGUUUUUUUUUGGUUAGUUCUCAAUCGUUGUUUCACGUGCCGUUGUUACAUCGGGUUUUAUCCGCAUUGAAGCCCCGGGACCAAAUCGGAAUGGAAGCUGUUGUGUGAGCUUGUAUAUGAGUGUGUGUGCUUGUGAAGGUACGGGGGCAUAGCUACCGUUGUUCGUUCGCUAUGUCCUGACUGAGUGAUUGAUUGAUUUUGGUUUAAUGUGUAUAUCGUGAAUUUUAAAAAGUGAGAGCUCGUCUUGUGUUUUUAUCGUGGAUGGAAUUCAACCGAUCGCACCCCAAUAGAAUACAGAAACCUUUACAUCGUAGCUAGAACUAAGAAACCUAAACAUCAGCAAGCUUAGUUAAAGCACGUCCCGAAAAUGCUAUCCUACUUGUACACCUACCUAACCAACCUGCCCCGAUGGCAUCUGGUAGCAAUAGUGCUCGUGGGUUAUCUCAUCUACUACCUGAUGGAAGUGGUCAAGCGCCCCAUUCUCGCCGUCUCGAAUGGACCGUUCAAGAAGUACCUGCGCAAACACAUUCCAACGUUGGAGAAUAAAUUUUGGCCCACGUUCUGGUGUGUGGAAAGCCGUGCCCAAACCGUGUUUGCUAGUAUCAUCCGCUCGAACAUUAUGCCGCUGGUCGAAUAUAGGCGCGAGGUGCUAACGCUCAAGGAUGGUGGACAGGUAGCGCUUGACUGGCUGGAAACGGGCUGUGAUCCUGAGUCACCGAUUAUCAUCAUACUACCGGGGUUGACCGGUGAAUCGCAAGCCGAAUACAUCAAGUGCCUGGUGACGGCCGCCAAUCGCGUCGGCAUCCGGACGGUAGUUUUCACCAACCGUGGACUUGGCGGUGUCGCACUGAAGACGCCACGGCUUUACUGUGCCUCGAACUGUGAGGAUCUGUCCGAGGUGGUAAAGUACGUGAAGCAGACGCACCCGCACGUACGGAUUGGUGCGACCGGUAUCUCGAUGGGUGGUUUAAUUCUGGGCAACUAUCUCGCCCGUCACAGCGAUGAGGCGAAAUCGAUCCUGACCGCAGCCACUAUUAUCUCCGUACCGUGGGAUGUACACAAGGGUUGUGCCAGUAUUGAGCAGCCCAUAUUGAACAACCUGCUCGGACGGCAUCUAGCCUCGAGCCUUUGCCGAACGGUAAGCAAGUACGAUAUACUGAGAGGCGAAGAGUUCGACUGGGACAUGAAUCAGGUGCUACAGAGCAAAACCAUCAAACAGUUUGACUCAGCGUUCACGUCCAAACAUUUCGGCUACAAGGAUGUGGACAGCUACUACUCGGACGCGACGCUUCACAACAAACUACACCAGAUUAAAGUGCCUUUGCUGUGUCUCAGUGCGGCGGACGAUCCGUUCCAGCCGCUCGAUGCGAUCCCGGUGAAGGCGGCCGCCAACUCGUCACACGUUGCCAUCCUGAUAACGGCGCGCGGUGGCCAUAUCGGGUUCCUGGAAGGUUGGUGGCCUGCAAACAAGGACCAGUACAUGGGCCGACUGUUUGGUCAAUACUUUUCCGCUGCCCUGUUCGAUCCGGACAAUGAGUUCUAUCGCACCGCGCAACUAAUGAUGGAGCAUAAUCUGACCACGUCCACAUCGGUGCCGGGAACACCGACCAGCAAACCAUCGAUGGCUGCCGCCAGUGCCAUACGGAAAAAGUCCAUUCCGUUUUAAUGGAGGUGCUGAUCUGUAGGCGGUAUGUGUGUGAGUUCGCUACGAUGCGGACAAAAUUCCAACCAAGCUACAAUGCCUUCAUUGCUUGCUUGCUAAAUGCGACAUGAAUUUCUGGUAUGGAAAGAAGUUCGCUUUCAAAGGUACGAUUGAAGCCGUUCCACUUGAUCGUACCGGCGCCAAAAAACGUUGACAGAUUGAUCCUGACAUAGUCGGCCCCUUGUCACGUGCGCGAUCUAAGCAACGAAUGUAGCGGAAGCAGCGUUUGGGCACCAUAAAUAUUCGAAAGCUGAAUCAUGCAGGGUGCGUAGUAUAAUAUUCUUUCCUCUAGCCAGUUAAUUAUUACGUCCAGCCGGCGUUUGUCGCCGCUUUUAAAAGCCCACGUAAGCAUGGCACAAUUUGCAAUCGAUUGCAGAGGCGGUUGUUAGGUUGCAGCAAAAACAAAUGCAUGUGAUAAAGAUGAUAAGGCUCUGCCGCAUAACAAUAAAACAAAACAGCCAGCUGUUGCAUUGCUCUUUUGCCCUCGUGUUAGCACUUUUUCCAAAUUGAAGCUAAAAGAAGAUAAAGAAAAAAACGAACAAAAAAGCGAUUAAAGCGAUUAAUACAUGAAGCACUCCACUUAGGACGAGAGAAUAAUCAAUUUAACGCUAUCAGUAUAGGUAGAAAGAAAAGAACAGAAAAUUUGUAACAUUUUUCUCAGGAUUAACAUUUGAACCAACAAACAAUAGAAACACAACUAGCAAACUCAAUAGAUCAAUAGAGCCUGACGCUGAGCUUGGGCGAGAUGCUGGUUAUAAUAUCGACAACGAAUGUUGCUUUACCAGUGAAGCACAAACUGCGUAAGCUUAUAUGUUCGUUUCAUUUCAUAACAAUAUCCAACAAUUGCCCCGUUUUUAAUGUUAAAUAAGUUAACGAUGUUACCAGUUUACUGUCGGCCGUACAAUUGCUUUCCUGUGUUUUUCUUUCGGUGGUGCUUUUAGAAAAGAAAAACAAAAACCAAACAUUCGUAGCAUAAAGUAAGUGUAGUGUCUUAAACAUUAGCAAACCUGCCUAGGGCAAUACUGUUGCGAGAAAAGACUUAUUUAAUAACAAAAAAAAGAACAAACAUUUUGUUUCAAAGCAGCAAAAGGUUGGACCAAAACCCAAGACUUUCUAGAAGAGAGCGCGGUUCGUCACUUGUUAUUAUAUUAGGGAAAACUGUUGUAGUUGCUACUAUAAUGUAUAUGAUUUCUGUUCGAAGGAUCAGUUAUGUUGUGCGGUUGAUGCGUUCAUAGUAAACCGUAUUGCAUAAGCAAGAAAGGAAGGAAUAAAAUCGUUCAAGUUUGCUAACUACAUCCAGUAUUCUUUGUCUUGACGAUAGUAAAACUACGCCAGGAAGUUUUAUCUAGUAAUAGACGGUUGUUGAGAGUAUGAAUUGUUCUAUAGUUUAAAUGAUCUUUAGGUAGUAGCGUAAGAAUGACAUGAAUUCAAACGAUAAUAAGUAGAAAACAAAACGUAAAAAUAGCGAACCGAAAGACAAGCAAUCUAAUUAAUAAAUAAUUAACAAAUGCUAGAUUUAUGUAAAGUACCGCGACAAAACAUGGUUCGCCGUUAGGUAGCUCAACACGAAACAAACCUUUAGCCGUAACUGGAAACGUUAUACCACAACACUUGUUUACAUAUCCUUGCAAAUUAAUCUUUAAAACCAUACAAACGUAACGUUGUUCGCGCGCGGCUUUGUUAUUGCGAACGGCAAGUUUUGGUUCGGUGCGCUUUGCACAGCAAAAGUGUUUACGAGUACGAGUGAGAUUCUAAUCAACUUAUGUCCAGUUAGGAUGUUUCAUCUGGUCGAGAGUAUUGAAAUGGAAUAAAACCAAAUGCAAUAAGGCUAUGUUGCAAACAAUGCACUUUUUACUUUUUGGGGUUUUAAAUUACGCAUUGCCCAUUGCCCAAUUGGAGAGGCACGCGCACAUUGUUCGUUCUGAUAGUUUAGUAACGUUUCAACGUUUCACAUUUGUACAAUCGAUUAAAUUGUUACAAAACGAAUGUUAACAUUGUGGGAUGAAAAAGCUGUAAUAAACAGAGAACAAGUUUCUUUUACGAUUGAAAUAAAGAUAACACUGACAUUAGAAGAAUGCGCAGUUGGUUAGAUACAGACGCUAGAAUUAAA
Anopheles funestus (African malaria mosquito) is the source of this 5013-nucleotide messenger RNA. It is a transcript of the gene Hydr1, whose product is annotated as protein ABHD1. Bases 1569 to 2867 code for a protein of 432 amino acids. Gene Ontology annotation, molecular function: acetylesterase activity; monoacylglycerol lipase activity. NCBI's taxonomy places the organism in Eukaryota, Metazoa, Arthropoda, Insecta, Diptera, Culicidae. The transcript is spliced from 5 exons. The record is from RefSeq and is a predicted model, not a curated record. Gene Ontology annotation, biological process: medium-chain fatty acid biosynthetic process; medium-chain fatty acid catabolic process.